Euleptes europaea (tarantolino) is the source of this 596-nucleotide messenger RNA. RefSeq names its product ribosomal protein L12 (gene RPL12). The transcript is spliced from 7 exons. Gene Ontology annotation, cellular component: ribosome; cytosolic large ribosomal subunit. Gene Ontology annotation, biological process: translation. The record is from RefSeq and is a predicted model, not a curated record. The coding region runs from base 60 to 557 and encodes 165 amino acids. Lineage: Eukaryota; Metazoa; Chordata; Lepidosauria; Squamata; Sphaerodactylidae. Gene Ontology annotation, molecular function: structural constituent of ribosome; large ribosomal subunit rRNA binding.
GGCUCCCUGUAUCCGUCGCCAUCCUUCGCGGCGCUUAGCCCAGCGCUCCUCGCGACGCCAUGCCGCCCAAGUUCGACCCCAACGAGAUUAAAGUCGUGUUCUUGAGAUGCACUGGAGGUGAAGUUGGUGCCACUAGUGCUCUGGCUCCUAAAAUUGGACCCCUGGGUUUGUCUCCCAAAAAGGUUGGGGAUGACAUUGCCAAAGCGACCGGCGACUGGAAAGGGCUGCGAAUCACUGUGAAGCUGACCAUCCAGAACAGGCAAGCUCAGAUUGAAGUGGUCCCAUCAGCCUCCGCCUUGAUUAUCAAAGCUCUGAAGGAGCCACCCCGUGACCGAAAGAAGCAAAAGAACAUUAAGCACAGUGGCAACGUCAGCUUUGAUGAGAUCGUGAGCAUUGCCAGGCAAAUGCGGCACAGGUCCUUGGCGCGGGAGCUCUCUGGAACCAUUAAGGAGAUCCUGGGAACGGCCCAGUCCGUUGGCUGCAAUAUUGAUGGGAGACAUCCCCACGACCUCAUUGAUGACAUCAACAGUGGUGCAGUUGAAUGUCCAGCGAGCUAAGACGGCAGCCCAUGGGAACUCUACACAGCAAGUUCCACG